CAUGUUAGAGAUCAACAUGUUCUUCCACCAAAUGUUCUGGCAACAGAAACAACUGCCAGACACUUCUGAAGGACUAAAGAUCUGGACUUGGCAAAGGAUGAUUCUCAUGAUCGACAUGAUCAUGGACACAGCUCCUGAGUACAACAAAAGUGGUUUGGUGGGAUUUCCAAUCAACGUCAUCUUGAACUGGCCAAUGGCUACCACGGCUGGUUUCGCUGCCUUCCUGAAUGACAAGGUAAGGCGUAUGCCGCGUAUCAGAUGCAGCCAGCGCCCGCCCCUUAUCUUACGCGUGGUCGAACAUAACUGCUUUAUAAUCCUUGAUCCAUACAAUAUGAUGGAAAUUAAAUGCUAAACACAUUGUGACCCUCUUGAGUUUAUCCAAUACCAAAUGGCAUUUGGCAAAUGCUGUAAUCGAUAACUAAAGAAACACCAAAAUUUUUCUAAUCUCAACUUUUUGACAACAGAAUAAAUUAAUACAUACAGUGUGUCAUUUGUAGUGUUUUAUAGGAAAAGUUUGUAAACAUCAGAAAAUUUAAAAUUUUACUUUCAGGAUUUCUUAAAUUUUACUUUUAGUUAGGUCGAGAUAUUAUUCACAAGUUUUUAGCAUGAUGACAACACUUUCCUUGCGAUAGUAACAUCUAGACUUAGAGUAAUCAAGUUUGCCACAAUAGGUCGAGGGUCGCGUAUAUAUGUAGGUUGAGCAAUUGCUCCGUGCUUUGAAACUAAUGAAAGAGUAGAGUUUUGUUGGUUGUCUCUUAUGCUAUCAGGUCCUACGGCUUCCCUCCUUUGCCAAAAACUAACCUUAAUGCUUUAGUUAUCACAAGCCUUUCGCUUUCUUUGGCUUUGGUCCAGAUGAAAGGACAAUAAAUAUAUAAUUAAAUAAUUAAAGGACAUUGGCAAUAAAAAAUUAGUUGGUCUCAUUCAAGAGAACUCUUAAUAUUCAUUAAACUUUAUUACCGAUUUGUCAUAUCUUGCUUAGUUCUCGAAAUAUCUAGACCGAAGUUAAUUGACGUAACAUUACAUAUCCUCACUGAAUAAUCCAAGAUGGCGAACAGCUGACUUUUUUCAGUCCAAAUAUUCUAAAAACUAAGCAAGAUAUAAACAAUCUGUAAUAGAGUUUAAUAUAUAGUUUUAAAAGUUCUUUCAAAUGAACUGAACUAAUUUUUUAUUGCCAAUGUCCUUUAAAUAUUAUUCAUAAUUCUACACAUACAAUGUAGUGAAAUAUCAGGAGUUAUCUCAAGAAAAAUUUAGAACUACCUAUCUCAAUUAACAAGGAGAGCAGACUGUGGGGGAGCUAUGAGCUCAUGACGUAAUGCAUAUCUACUAGCUAUGGGGUCCGAAAGCAUACUCAUAAUUAAAAUGUUGAAUUUUACAAAUACAGAAUGACGAUUUUCUGCAUUUUUCAGAGUCAAAUUUUGUUUUGUUUUGGGCUUAAAUCUUUGUAUGAAUGCUUAAUUUGUAUCUAUAUAAUUCUCAUAUAAUGCCCAAAAACUCAAUUUCAGGACUUUUACAACUAUUCAGAGUAUGUCCUUUUGCAGUUUGGGUGUCAUGCCCCCAGUGAUGAGCUCCAUAUAUAUCUGGAGCGAGAAUUGAGUCCAAAAAGGUGGAGGGGAGGUGGGGGUUGUCGGCAAAACAUGGAUUUAGGAAGAAAAAAUAAAAAUAUUUGAGUGACGUCGAUUAAAAAUUAAGAAUGAUAGCUAACAUGUGGAGAAAUGCGGUGAAUGUAAAAGGCGGAAUGGCAUUGUGGAAUGGCAUUACGGAAUGGCAUGCGGAAUGGCCUGCGGAAUGGAUUGUGGAAUGGAUUGCGGAACGAAAAAUGAUGUAAAUUUCGCGACAUUUUUACGUGACAAUUUUUGCGCCAUAAUCUUAUGGCAGCAUUUCUGAGUGAUUUCUCCACGUUUUCAAUACAGCCUUUCGAUAAAAAACGCAAGGUGAUUUGCUGACGAUUCGUGAGUCGAAGCUUCCAGGCCAAACACGUAAUUAUCGAAAGGGUGUAUUUUUCGAACGUUAUAAAAUCCAUAAUUUUCGGAACUAAAAACUCAGGCAACAGGGUCCAGUAGAGGUAUACAAGUUUUACAAUAAAGGCCAACGUUCUACAAAUAAAGCCAUAGCUACAACACAAAAGGAUUUAUUAUUAUUUCGAGCAAAAACUGUUAGUAUAGCGCCUUCAGAGUGCUUUAUCACCAUGGCGAUUGGAUAGUUAAAUAUUCAUAUAAUCACGAGAUAAGGUACCAUUCUUAGCCAACACAACAAAACACAACAGAAUAUGAAUUAUCAUUGACAAUGCGUCUAUGGAAAAAUGAUUUGAAAAUCUCCAGCCAGGUUCAUUUUGUUUGCCUCACUGACUCAGUACAUUUGCACCUCUGAAUAAUCAACCAUGGAAGGUUGAAAAUAUUGAUGUCUCUUCAUUACACAAGUUAGUAUCGCAUGAUAAUAGUGUGCCCUCUCUUUAUACGUGCAGUGUAAGCCACAGGUUGGUAUGGAUCACCAGUUGGAUAUCUUUCCAUGUGUUUGAGUAUCAAGUUCUCCGGAUGUUUUGCAUCACCGGUAAAAAAUGUCGCUAAAUUUACUUCAAUCCGCAAUGCCAUUCCGCCUUUUACAUUCACCGAAGGCGGAAUGACAUUGCGGAAUGGCAUGCGGAAUGGCCUGCGGAACGAAAAAUGAUGUAAAUUUCGCGCCAUAAUCUUAUGACAGCUUUUCUGAGUGAUUUCCCCACGUUUUCAAUACACCCUUUCGCUAAUUACGUCAUGAAUACUUUUUUGGCGAUAAUUACGUCGUGAUAAAUACUUUUUGAAAAAACGCAAGGUGAUCGAUUUGCUGACGAUUCGAGAGUCGAAGCUUCCAGGUCAAACACGUAAUUAUCGAAAGGGUGUAUUUUUCGAACGCUAUGAAAUCCAUAAUUUUCGGAACUAAAAACUAAGGCAACAGGGACCAGUAGAGGUAUAUAAGUUUUACAAUAAAGGCCAAAGUUCUACAAUAAAGGCCAACGUACGCGCGUUCUACAAUAAAGCCUUAGCUACUACACGAAAGGAUUUAUUAUUAUUUCAAGCAAAAACUGUUAGUAUAGUGCCUUCAGAGUGCUUUAUCACCAUGGCGAUUGGAUAUUAAGGUACCAAUCUUAGCCAACACAACACAACACAACGCAACACAGCACAACACAGCAGAUUAUGAAUUAUCAUUGACGAUGCAUCUAUGGCAAAAUGAUUUGAAGAUCUCCAGCCAUCUUCAUUUUGUUUGCCUUACUCAGUACAUUUGCACCUCUGAAUAAUCAACCAUGGGAGGUUGAAAAUAUGGAUGUCUCUUCAUUACACAAGUUAGUAUCGCAUGAUAAUAGUGUGCCCAAUCUUUACGUGCAGUGUAUAAUUAAGCUACAGCUUUCUAUGGAUUACUAGUUGGAUAUCUUUCCAUGUGUUUGAGUAUCAAGCAGUGGCGCAGCCAGCUCGAUAACUGUGGUGGGGGGACUAUAUUCAUAUAUUCGUAUUCACAGACCUUAAAAACAAUCAUUUCAAAAGAAAUUAAUAAUGCAGAACACGAAUAUAUGAAUGUGCGCAAUCCAUUCCGCAGGCCAUUCCGCAUGCCAUUCCGCGCCUUUUACAUUCACCGGAAAAUAUUAGGGAAAAAAGGAACGAACAAUUAAACACAAAAUCAGAAUAACAAAGAUGAUUUUUGAUGGCGAGCCGCGGCUUCUACCACACUGCCCCCGCCCCCCCCCCCAUCCCGCCAACAAAUUUCGGAAAAAUAUUAAUAUUAUUGAUAACUUGGAAAAAUUCAUUUACAGCCCCCCUUCAAAAACGCGUAGCCGCUACCCCUGCUCAGCACCAGGUAUACUCUGGAUACGUACAGGAUUGACAAUUACACGUUUUACAUUUAAAACUGCUGCUUUUAGAAAAUCGGAGGUCUUAGGAUGACCUUUGUGAAGUACGCAGUGAGGGUACCAGCCCGGCAAAGCGAUGCCAGAAUUCACAAUUGGAAUAAUAUUAUUUUUAGGUGAACAGGUUAUUCAAGGACAUUUUAAAUUACUGGGGGAAAUACUUGUCUAGCCCAGAAUCUACUUAUGUUUUGACUGAUGAUCCACGUUCAGGGUGGUUUGGUACAGAUGCAAUGGAGGCAAUGCCAAAUUUCGUUAAAGAAUUUGAAUGCGACCCAAAAAAACCGCAUUAUGGUUACAAAUCAUGGGAUGAUUUCUUCGUGAGAAAAUAUCGUCCAGGAAUUCGUCCAGUGGAAGCUCCUGAUGAUGAUUAUGUUAUUGCAAAUGCCUGCGAGUCUGCACCUUUCAAGCUGGCGCGUGAAGUGUGCAAACGGGAUUGGUUCUGGAUCAAGAAUCAACAAUACUCGUUAGGUGAGCACGGUUAGAAAAUAAUAGAGAGUUUAAGUUCGACUUCCAAUACCAAUACCGAUACCGAUGUUUUCACUUCCGUUCUCAUUUUGGUACCGGGAAUUUUAAAGCGUUAAGUUAUCACGACAGAUAAAGUAUAGAACACAUCAAUCGUCACCGA
Paramuricea clavata is the source of this 4496-nucleotide messenger RNA. Lineage: Eukaryota; Metazoa; Cnidaria; Anthozoa; Malacalcyonacea; Plexauridae. The record is from the annotation of a GenBank genome assembly.